Perca flavescens (yellow perch) is the source of this 2272-nucleotide messenger RNA. It is a transcript of the gene gpr137c, whose product is annotated as G protein-coupled receptor 137c. Gene Ontology annotation, cellular component: lysosomal membrane. The record is from RefSeq and is a predicted model, not a curated record. The transcript is spliced from 8 exons. The coding region runs from base 306 to 1661 and encodes 451 amino acids. Gene Ontology annotation, biological process: positive regulation of TORC1 signaling. Lineage: Eukaryota; Metazoa; Chordata; Actinopteri; Perciformes; Percidae.
GCAGAGAACAGCUUUGCAGAGAUUCACAGGGGGACUUCUUGUUUUCUUUCUCUCUUUCUGGUUAUUUUUAACCUAGCGUUUUUUUAAACUACAACCCGUUUUUCCUUCAGUCCAGUAUCGGAUUUAAACACCAGUGCAGCUUCAAUGAUGCCACUUCUUUUCAGAAUAAACCGCUUUAAUCGCAAUUUUUCACCCGAAUACCCUUAUAUUUCUGUCAUCCACUGUCAAUUUAGCCCAGGUCUGACCAAGUUUUAGUGUUUUCGCCUUCACAGCAUCCCAUGUGUUAGUGCGAGCCGUCAGUGGAGAUGUUUUCGGCAGGAGAGGAGGUUAAUUCCCAUUUGUUUACCUCACUGACUGAGUCCUCUGGAGCUGCAAUCUCCCCAACACUGGAGCUCAGUCUAACUACCGUCUACAUCGUCCUCUACUCCUUCCUGUUUGUUUUCGUUUACCUACAGCUCUGGCUCAUUUUGCACUACGGACACAAGCGCUUCAGCUACCAAAGUGUGUUUUUGUUUCUGUGUUUGGUGUGGGCAGCGCUGAGGACGACCCUCUUCUCUUUCUACUUUAAAAAUGUAAUGCAGGCCAACCAGCUGCAGCCUCUGGCCUACUGGCUGCUCUACUGCUGCCCCGUCUGCCUGCAGUUCUUCACACUCUGCCUACUCAACCUCUACUUCACCCAGGUGAUGUUUAAGGCAAAAGCCAAGUAUUCACCAGAGCUCACCAAAUACAAGGUUCCUCUGCGUUUGUUCUUCCUGUGUGUCAGUAUAUUCUUUCUGGUGGUGAAUUUAACUUGUGCAUUGUUAGUGCAAGGAGCUCUGCAGCGCUCUGAAUCACCGAGUGAUGGGGGUAUCAGACAUGUGGUCCUGGCCCGGGUCUUAAUCAACGACAGUCUGUUUGUCCUGUGUGCGGUCUCUCUGGCCGUCUGCAUCUUUAAGAUCGCCAAGAUGUCCUCUGCCAAUGUUUACCUGGAGUCCAAGGGAACAUCAGUGUGCCAAGCUACAGCAGUAGGAGCCAUGGUGAUCCUGCUCUACACAUCCAGAGCCUGUUAUAACCUGGUGGUGGUGGCCCUGUCCCCACAGGACAGACCCAGUCCCUUCAGCUACGGCUGGUACAGCGUUUCUGAUCAGGCUGAUGUGCAGGAGAUCAGCGGGGAAGCUUACGUUGUGUUUGGGAUCAUUCUGUUCUUCUGGGAGCUGCUUCCUACAAGUUUAGUGGUGGUUUUCUUCAGAGUCAAGAGACCCAACCAAAACCUGACUCCAGGAGGAAUGAUCAACAGCCACAGUUUCAGCUCCAGAGCAUAUUUCUUUGACAACCCUCAACGGUAUGAUAGUGAUGACGACCUGUCAAGAAGCAUCAAUAGUAGGACUGAUCGGACCAGUCUCCUCUCCACCACUCCCCAGCUGGGUACAUCCAGUUGGUAUGGCUCCAUCCAACGUAACGGGACUCUAGCUGCGGGAGUUGCGUCCGCCCAGCAACCGCCGUCUUCCACGGCCCCCCUCCUCUUUGCCUACGGAAACAUCCAGAGUCACAAUCCCCACCAUCACAACUACUACUCCACCCCGCAGAACAACUACCACCAUCAUCAUCACAGUAACUACUUUUCAACACCACAGAAUUAUUACUGUGGGUCACAAACAUAUUUCUGCACACCACAGAAUUAAGCAGCGUCCAUCCAUAAGAUUGAAAAAGACUAAUAACCGAUGUGAUAAUGUCUUGCGUUUGUGUCAUCAUUUUGCUUCCCCAGAUACAUCAAAGCAGGUACUUUUGAGUGAUAUUCCGAGCCAUUGUUUUGGACCAGUUUGGGCCUAAAAAUUGGUUCACCUAUUUAUUCUGGAGAAAUAUGGUCGCAUCAGUAACUGGGAAGUUGCUGUGGCAUGACUAACUGCUUUUUUAGAACAUCACUCUCUGUAAAUGGCAUGUAUGGACCAGAAUGAAGGCAAGCGCAGGCCGUGGACCAGAGUUUAGCACUAAUAUGGCUAAUACAUCUAAAACUGCAAAUACCAAACAUUUCUCUUGUUAAAUGUUUUGGUCCGUUACAAUUUCUAAAACUGGAAUCAUCAGGGACCAGACAAUCGUCUCUCUCAUUAUCCUUUGCUUGUAAAUUUCAUCCAAUUGUGCUUAUAUGGAACACACCAUUCUGCUCAGACCGGAGCCAUGUAGCCGGUUAGCUAACAUGGCUAACGCCGAAGCCAGUCUGUCAGUUAACAGUUCUGGACACAAAGACGUUAUAUUCACUCAGAAUUUGUUGUUGCAUUGUUAUUUAGGUUGUCAU